AUAUCUAUCGCAUGGGUUCCAAUUAGGAAGGCAGGGGUUUUAGCUCCGCCUCCGCUCGUCGCCAUGACCAUCCCAAUCCCCACUCCCGUCGUCUACCCCGAGAUGGCCGGCUCUGCCUCCUCCCCGUACGUCGCGCCCCUCAUCUCCUCCCGGAUCACCGGUCGCCUCCGCCCCGCCUCGGCGCGGACGGAUCCCCUCGGCCUAGCCGCCGCCGCCGCCGCUGUCAGAGUCCGUUCCUGGAGGCGCUUCGCGGGUGCCCGCUGCGAAGUCGCGCUCCUCCCGGCCCGGAGGAUCAGCGCGCAGCCCCGUCGCCGGAACGCCCUGCGCGAGAAGGCAUCGCCGCCGCUGCCAGCCGAUCCGCAGGUACUAGAAGAAUCUGGUUCUUUGGAUGUGCAGCGGCUGCCGGAUCUUGAUCGCGAGCCGGGAAUUUCUGGUGGUCUGGAUGCCGUUACAAGUGGAAAUAUUGUUUCGAAAUGGAACUUGGAAGGUGGGAGUGAUGUGGUUGGACUUGGAGUUGCACAGACUGGUCCUGGAAUCGUUGGCAGGGGUGGCAAUACAGAGGUACAAGGGCGCGGUGGCAAUGUGGAGGAGGUUAUGAUCUCUCGUGCAGGAGCAAUGGCUAAUCAAUUUGGAAGUGGUGAAUGUGAGGUUCCAACGCUUAGCUCAUCAUUUCCGUUUCUCACAGUUGAGGCGAAGGAACCGCUGGUUGUAGAUGCUCAGUUUUUGGCUGUGCAAAUAGACAAGCCUCGUUUGAGGAGCAUUGCAUGGAGCGGUUUUGCUGCGCUGUGUGCUGCUUGUGUUUUGCUUGCGGUGUCCAAGUUGAUUUGGGGAAAUGGUAAGAAAUACCUGUCAAGGAACAUGUUUGACAUUCUUAGGCCUCGGAUGAACAAGGGUGAAUCGGGCAAAGGUGGAAUCAAGGUUCUCAAGAAUGUAAAAUGUCCAGAAGAUUUAUUGGGAAGACCACAAUUAGACAGGCACAAAUUGAUGAAUAACAUCAAAAGAGCCAAGCAAUCUAGAGAAUUGUUUGACCUCAGUAGUGUAUUUGGUUACUGUAGUGUUGCUACUUGUUAUGAUGUAAUUAUAACAGAGACCAGAAGAAUGGUAACAAAUGUUCACACGUUACUUGAAGGAAUCCUUGAACAAAGCAAAACAAAGAGCAAACAUUCUGUGUUGUUUCCACACCCUGCUGCUACCAAUGGCCAAGAGGUUUCUGCAAGUCAUGGUCAGUGUUCUGUAUAUCUCAAUGAUGUCUUAGGCUGUGCUGAAUUACCUGAUAUCAGUAUAUCCAAUAAUAUUAUUGGGGAAACUGUGGAGUCGUCUGUGGAUUUCAAAAGCAGUGCACAAGUCAUGGACAAUAGUGUAAAAAAUCAGAAUAAUGUUGGAGAUAUUGAACCACCUGUGGACACACCUACUAAUGAUAUGCCGACUGAUGCAAAGGAUAGUAUACCCAUGGUGCACGUGGUUGAAAUAGAAGAACAGAUUGGUUCUCCAGAUGAAUGUAUUGACGGUCUUAAUAGUAUCAGCAUCCCAUCAUCUGAAUUUGAAGGACAAAAACAAUUUCCAGACAUAAGUGUGAAGAAUGUGGAUGGCAUUUUUGGAAUAAAAUCAUCACAGAUCAGUAGUGAUACAGAUGUGAUUGGUACAAAUGAUAAUUCACACAAGUUUAGCAUUAAUGUUGCCUCAAAAACAACUGGUGAUUUGUCAUCUGGCUGUUCCAACAGCAUACCAUCUGAAUCAGAAAGUAAGGAAAUACCCGUGGAUAUUAAUCGGAAUGAUCUCAAUUACUUUCAAGAAAUUGAAGCACAAAGUACCUUUGCAAAUUAUGAUGCUCAGACAGUUCAGUACGAAGAAAUUUCUCAUAGAGUAAGCAUGAUAACUAAAGAAGCUUGUAUAAAUCCAGCAAUGGCUGAUAUUUUGAUUACAAAAUCACCUCAGAGAAUCGGUGAGGAGCCUGUGGAUCUGAUGAGAGGUAAUGCACAAUCCAUGCAAGAACUAGAACCAUCCAGCUCUAUUAGGGAUCACAAACAGAUAGUUCUUGCAAAUCAGAAAAACAACAUAAUAAGUAGAAGUCACAAUGAAACACAGGCUAGUUCAGAAAUAGACAGUAUUGGGACAAAUGAUAAUGCUAGCACAUCUUCAGUUUAUGACCUGCCGGAAGAAUCAAUACACCAAAGUGCAAAAAAUUCAACAGAGAACACAUCUUAUAACGAAGAGCCUGAAGAAUCUAUUAUUAAAAGGAAAAUCAAAUUACAUCAAGAAAUGUGCAACGAUAAGGAUGCUCAAACAAAGCACAAAGUAGAAGGUGUAUCUGAAAUUGGCCCUGAGUUUGGUCCAUCAAAUGAUGUAUGUAAAACUGAAACAGUGGCAAAGAAACGGUCAAAGAAAACGCCAUGUGAUAAGGGACUUAAAGUGCCAGAACAGGAUAUAGUUCAAUGUAACAGCAUGGCUGAUAAGAAAAGCAGUAGCAAGAAUGUCAAAAGGACAAGGAAAAAUCUGAAAAGUGCACUUCGCAACCAAGGAACUCAAACAACACAAGAAAUUUCUGAAACAGCACUCGUGGUAAAUUCGCCUGAUGAUGCACCCAGAGCUGAAAACAUAAGACCUUUUGGUGGGUCAGGUUCAUCGACAGAAACACAAUCUCCAAUGUUUUCAGAUACAUUCAGUGAAGCUCGGCCUAAUGGCUUCAGUAUUAGUACGAUGAGGAAGGAAAAAUCAAAACACAAUUUCCAACCUCUGGAAAGUGUAGAGGCAGCAGCAGUAAAAUUUAAAACCAAUAGGCAUGGUGACAAUAUCAUGAACGAGAGAGCAAUUGAUUUCGACAUAUCAAAUUUGGGUGUAACCACCACCAAGAAAAUGACAAAGAGAAGGUCAUUGUCAAAGCGUAAAAAGCCUGCUAAUGGACUCGGAGGAGCCACUGACGUGCCACCAGAUGUAUAAAUUGUUCCGUUUAUUGUCCUUCUUGUAUAGGGCUUUUCGGCAGAGUGGCAGCACCUAGUUAAUGUGCAACAAAUUGCUUGAUGAGCGAUUGUGUCAAUAUUGCACAUGAAGCCAUCAGCUAAAGAGGAUAAAUCAUCUCAACAAUCUGAGCAAUAAUUUCAUGUUUCUUGUUGCAAGAAAAACUUGGUAAUGUAUUGCCUGACUGGAUCUCUUUUUUAGUCCAACUGGAUUAUGUUCAGUUUUCACAUUAAUUCAUAACUCCUAUUCUGUUUGAACUGGAGCUCCAUUGUGAAA
Molecule: messenger RNA, 3231 nt
Organism: Oryza sativa Japonica Group (Japanese rice)
Lineage: Eukaryota; Viridiplantae; Streptophyta; Magnoliopsida; Poales; Poaceae
Source: RefSeq, a predicted model, not a curated record